Molecule: messenger RNA, 1296 nt
Organism: Penicillium cinerascens
Lineage: Eukaryota; Fungi; Ascomycota; Eurotiomycetes; Eurotiales; Aspergillaceae
Product: ribose phosphate diphosphokinase subunit PRS5
Exons: 3
Coding region: 1-1296 (431 amino acids)
Biological process (GO): purine nucleotide biosynthetic process; 5-phosphoribose 1-diphosphate biosynthetic process
Cellular component (GO): cytoplasm; ribose phosphate diphosphokinase complex
Molecular function (GO): ribose phosphate diphosphokinase activity; magnesium ion binding
Source: RefSeq, a predicted model, not a curated record
AUGGUCCGCAAUCUCGUCGUCAUCGGUGGUACAUCCCACCCGCAGUUGACUCAGAGCAUCUGCAGUGUCCUGGGCAUCCCACCCGCGGACGUCCUGUUAACCAAGUUCGCCGUGGGCGAGACCCGGGUGGAGAUCCAAGAGUCUGUCCGUGGAAAAGACGUCUACAUCAUCCAGUCCGGAGGCGGCAAGGUCAAUGACCACCUGCUGGAGCUCCUCAUCACCAUCUCCGCCUGCAAGACCGCAUCGGCCCGACGAGUGACGGCCGUCCUUCCUCUGUUCCCCUACUCUCGCCAGAGCGAUAUACCUUACGAUAAGACUGGCGCUCCUCUCGUCAAGUCGUCCGUGCCGAACCGGCCCAACAACGGCUACACCUUUGAAAGCACCCCGCCUACCCCGGGCCUGGGCGCCAAAGCGGAUGGUCUCGGUUUGAACGGAAUCGACAACCUCCAGAAGAGCCUCGCCAAGGCCCAGAUCGAGGAAAGCAACGGUAGCCCCGUGAAGCGGCGUCCCGGGAAUGGACUUCCACGCAGCGACACCGCCGAUUCCCUCAAGUCCGUGGCAACGAACGGGGCUCCCGAAGACUCUGCAAGCUCUGCUUCCUCGAAGAUCAAUUCCUUCCAGCCUCGUCCUGGCUACAAGCAAUGGGUCGCACAAGCAGGCACCCUGGUGGCUGACCUGCUUACCUGUGCCGGUGCCGAUCACAUCAUCACCAUGGAUCUGCACGACGCCCAGUACCAGGGCUACUUCGAUAUCCCGGUCGACAACCUCUACGGCCGUCCUCUUCUGAAGAGCUACAUCCAACGCAAUAUCCCCAACUACAAGCAGGCCGUCAUCGUCAGCCCCGAUGCUGGCGGUGCCAAGCGCGCCACCGCCAUCGCUGAUCAAAUGGGCAUGGAAUUCGCCCUCAUCCACAAGGAGCGACGCCCCACAAAGAUUACUGACCGCCAGAAUGCGACCAUGAUGCUGGUUGGCGACGUCCGUGAUCGGAUAACUAUCCUGAUUGACGAUUUGGCUGACACCUCUAACACAAUUACCCGGGCUGCCAAGUUGUUGAAGAAGGAGGGCGCCUCCCAGGUCUAUGCUCUGCUCACCCAUGGAAUCCUUAGCGGCGAUGCCAUCGAGCGCAUCAACGCCAGUGCCCUUGACAAGGUAGUGGUGACCAACAGCGUCGACCAGGGUGACCACCUGCGCCGAUGCCCAAAGCUGGAGGUGCUGGAGGUUGGCCACGUUUUCGCCGAGGCAAUCCGCCGCGUUCACCACGGUGAGAGUAUCAGCGUUCUGUUCCAGUAUGACUGA